AGCUGACUCACCGAGUACCCGUCAUUCUGUGCUAGUCAGCUGUGCGAGUAACAAGUGCAACAUAACCUCAAACUAGUGUCAGUGCCUUCUGUAUUUGUGUUACCACACCCACCCUCAAAAUGUGUGACGACGAUGUUGCCGCUCUUGUUGUGGACAAUGGAUCCGGAAUGUGCAAAGCUGGGUUCGCAGGAGAUGACGCUCCUCGAGCUGUAUUCCCCUCAAUUGUUGGACGUCCCAGAUAUCAGGGCAUCAUGGUGGGCAUGGGACAGAAGGACAGUUACGUCGGUGACGAGGCUCAGUCUAAGAGAGGUAUUCUCACAGUCAAGUACCCGAUAGAACACGGAAUCGUCACCAACUGGGACGACAUGGAGAAGAUCUGGCACCACACGUUUUACAACGAGUUGAGAGUGGCUCCCGAGGAACACCCUGUACUGCUCACAGAGGCUCCCCUCAACCCCAAGGCCAACAGGGAGAAGAUGACCCAGAUCAUGUUUGAAACCUUCAACACCCCAGCUAUGUAUGUAGCCAUCCAAGCCGUCCUCUCCCUGUAUGCUUCUGGUAGAACCACUGGUAUUGUACUGGACUCUGGAGAUGGAGUCUCACACACAGUUCCUAUCUACGAAGGUUACGCCCUUCCUCACGCCAUCUUGCGUCUGGACCUAGCUGGCCGAGACCUGACAGACUACCUGAUGAAGAUCCUCACCGAGAGGGGCUACAGCUUCACCACAACAGCUGAGAGAGAAAUCGUCAGAGACAUCAAGGAGAAGCUGUGCUACGUGGCUUUGGACUUUGAACAGGAGAUGGCCACAGCUGCCUCCUCCAGCUCUCUGGAGAAGUCCUACGAGCUUCCUGAUGGACAGGUCAUCACAAUCGGCAACGAGCGGUUCCGUUGUCCCGAGGCCAUGUUCCAGCCGUCCUUCUUGGGAAUGGAGUCUUGCGGUAUCCACGAGACCACCUACAACUCCAUCAUGAAGUGUGACGUGGACAUCCGUAAGGACCUAUACGCCAACUCCGUCCUGUCUGGAGGUACCACCAUGUACCCAGGUAUUGCCGACAGAAUGCAGAAGGAAAUCACAGCGUUGGCUCCUUCCACUAUGAAGAUCAAGAUCAUUGCUCCUCCUGAGAGGAAAUACUCCGUAUGGAUCGGAGGUUCAAUCCUCGCCUCCCUCUCCACCUUCCAACAGAUGUGGAUCUCCAAGCAAGAGUACGACGAGUCCGGCCCCUCCAUCGUCCACAGGAAAUGCUUCUAAACAAUCCGGACAUCCCGAACGUUUACCACUGUAUUUGUUGCGUUUACAGCUUACUAUUCCGAUUAUUUAUUGUAAAUCUUAUUCAAAUCGAACUUUCCAGUUCUUCCUUAAGACUUGUAGUGUAGAUUUGUUAUUUAUUAAACUAUUUAUUUUUGACUGUUUUAUACUGUUUAGUCUUGUACAGUUUUAUAAUUUUAAGAGACGCCGCGCUGUGUGUCUAAAGUCUAUCUUACUGUGAAAUAAAAUUAUUGUUGAAAACACAAAA
Messenger RNA from Macrosteles quadrilineatus (aster leafhopper), 1515 nucleotides. Its product is annotated as actin, clone 403-like. NCBI's taxonomy places the organism in Eukaryota, Metazoa, Arthropoda, Insecta, Hemiptera, Cicadellidae. Bases 120 to 1250 code for a protein of 376 amino acids. The transcript is spliced from 6 exons. The record is from RefSeq and is a predicted model, not a curated record. Gene Ontology annotation, biological process: mitotic cytokinesis.